Molecule: messenger RNA, 1640 nt
Organism: Ooceraea biroi (clonal raider ant)
Lineage: Eukaryota; Metazoa; Arthropoda; Insecta; Hymenoptera; Formicidae
Gene: Hakai
Product: E3 ubiquitin-protein ligase Hakai
Biological process (GO): protein ubiquitination; regulation of cell adhesion
Molecular function (GO): ubiquitin protein ligase activity
Source: RefSeq, a predicted model, not a curated record
GAAGGGAAUAUUGUUCAUUGAUUUUAAUAAAAUAAACUUGCGCUUAUUUAAUCGCCAAAUUCCAAUUGUGAGUGUUAAAAAUAUUUUGCACCCGGAAGACUUAUCUCUUUCGUUAUUUAUGAAGAUCAUUUAAAGUAUUGAAGUCAGUCGACUGAAACGUAACCUAGCCAAGUAAUGGAAGAGAAUGGAAGCAAGAGAAUGAGAGGCAGGACACGUGGCAGAGCACGUGGACGUGCCAGAGGUCGGGCUAGGGGAAGAACUAAAAAACAAGUUAAGGUCAUCGAAAGCGAUGAUGAAGAAACUCAGCAGCAAUCAGAGGACGCGGCUACGGAAGCAGGCAGUGGCGAGCCUGAGGAACACGAGCCUCCUGUGGUUCAGCAGCCUUCUCUUGAACAGCAAUUUGACUUGGAGGCUGAUAUAUCACAAUUGGAAGCUCCAACUUUCACGACCAUUAAUCGGGGCCCACCAGAGCCGAUGCUGCGUCUGAGGUGGGAUCAUCGAGUGAACCUCAUAGGAGAAAAAGUACUGAAUCCUAUGAUACACUGCUGCGACAAAUGUCUCAAGCCUAUCCUUAUCUAUGGCCGUAUGAUUCCUUGUAAACACGUGUUCUGCUUGUCUUGCGCUAAGAGAGAAGACAAAGUUUGUCCCCGUUGUAUGGAGAAAGUGUCUAGAGUAGAACAAACCGGUCUCGGUACCGUAUUCAUGUGCACGCAUGGUGGAACGAGAUAUGGAAACGCGGGAUGCAGGAGAACGUAUCUCAGCCAACGAGAUCUGCAGGCUCACAUCAAUCAUCGGCAUAUAUCGGCGCCGCCCCAACCGGUUCAAGGGAUGCAGGUAGAUCCUCCGCAAUAUGUGCACGCUAAAUCGGAUAUGGAGUCGCAGAUGUCGAAGGUGUCAUCUGUACCGAUGCAAAACGCGCGAUUAAAGUCCGUGCAGUCCCACAUGGUGCAACCGAUUAUGGGUAACGAUCCGCGCGUUAAUUCGCUGGUGAAUCAGCAACCGCUGCAACCGGAUCAGCACCGGCAGCAGCACAGACAGCAACAGCAACAACAGCAACAGGCGAUGAUGUCGAUGCAAAGUUACGCGCAGAAUGCCGCACCGCCCCCGCCGCCUCCGAGCAACACGCCUAUGCGGACCAAUCUCAUCACCGUGCCGAUUCAAGACACAUCCGCCAUGGCGGCGCAUGAACUCCAUACGCAACAGAGUCAUCAUUACUACCCGCCACCGCCGCCACCACCGCCCCCACCGCAAGUCAAUUACGGUGGCUACAGCGUGCCACCUCCGGUAUCGCAGACGACGCAGCAAUACUACCCGCAGCCGCAACAUCCGAGUCAGGUAUCCUACGUGCCGCCGCCGCCGCCACCGCAACAGCAACAAUAUGUUUCGUCGGCACCGACGUCCAUAAGACCGUCACCUACGGGUUACAUGCCCCAGGAGCCGCAGUACGGCCCGCCGUCUCAGCAACAACCGCCACCGCCACCACAACCGCAAUGGUCGCAGCAUCAACAACAGUUUUAUAGAUAAAAUGAAGGUUGCACUCUUGUGAAAUGUGUACAGUGUUGACGUAGCACUGGUGUAAAUAUAUAAAAGAAUGACGUAUAUAUAAUUGAAAUAGUGGAUUAUAAAACAAUAACAAAAAA